CAUGGACCCAUUAGAUCUUCCAGAAGGAGUUAAAAUUCUAAGUCACCAAGUUGCUGGUCAUAUUCAUAGCGCUACCUGUUUUGGUUUACUUGAAAGGGGUAAUAUAGUAUUAAAACCAGUCCAGAGAUUUCCUAAAGGAAAUCGAGAACUAGAAUUUUACGAAGCAGUAAAUAAUAAAAACCAAACAGAUCAGGUUUUCAUUGAUAUUAGGAAAUUUGUCCCAAAAUUUUAUGGAAUCGAAUAUAUUCCAAUUUCUAAUAAAAACGCCAAGUAUAUGAGACUCGAAGAUAUAACGAAAGUUUUUGAUAGACCAUGUAUCACCGAUUUGAAAAUCGGUAAGCAAACUUUCAAUCCUUUGGCAAAUCCUGAUAAGAUAAUUAAAGAGAAAUCAAAAUACCCAAGAUUGCCAGAAGUUGGAUUCCAGAUUUUGGGAAUGCGUAUUUAUGAUACAGUAACCAAUAACUAUGUUCAAUAUGAUAGAGUUUAUGGGCGUUCGUUAGCACCCGAAGAUUUAGGUGAUAAAGGUCUGAAAUUAUAUCUUACACAGGGAAAUUGCUUCAGAGUUGACGUUUUGAAAGAGAUUAUAAAGCAAAUUAAGGAAAUUAGAGAUUUUUUCCAAAAUCAGACAAAGCUAUCUUUCUACUCAAGUAGUUUACUGGUGGUUUAUGAAGGAAAUAUGAAGGCAAAAAAGCAAAUACCUAAUGUAGCUCUUGUCAAGAUGAUCGACUUUGCUCAUGUGUUUUCAACUCAAGAGCAUGAUGAAAAUUAUGCUUUUGGGCUAGAAAUACUUUUGAAAUUAUUUACUAAUAUGCUACCAACUAAAAUAUAA
Dimorphilus gyrociliatus is the source of this 829-nucleotide messenger RNA. Lineage: Eukaryota; Metazoa; Annelida; Polychaeta; Dinophilidae. The record is from the annotation of a GenBank genome assembly.